Molecule: messenger RNA, 3212 nt
Organism: Phascolarctos cinereus (koala)
Lineage: Eukaryota; Metazoa; Chordata; Mammalia; Diprotodontia; Phascolarctidae
Gene: TRAF4
Product: TNF receptor associated factor 4
Biological process (GO): positive regulation of JNK cascade; regulation of canonical NF-kappaB signal transduction; signal transduction
Cellular component (GO): plasma membrane signaling receptor complex
Molecular function (GO): zinc ion binding; tumor necrosis factor receptor binding; ubiquitin protein ligase binding
Source: RefSeq, a predicted model, not a curated record
CCUCUUUCUGGACUCUAGUUCUCUAUAGGGACAGACCCCUUCUCUCCCCCCCCAACCCCAGUCUCUUUUCCUGGCUGGCUCCGGGGCCUGGGCUGAUGAAGGAGUCAAUUCUGCUGCAGCUGCUUCUCCCCCACCCCCAGCCCAGCCUCCUUAGGUCCUUCUAGAGAGGGAGAAAGGGAAUAGAUUCCACUGGGGAGGGGCCCCACUUCAGGCUUCCCCUGAGAAUGUUUGUCGGGGGGAAAAGUUCAGUCUAACGCUAUCUUCCUUCCCCAUCCCUGGCCCUGACCAAGGCUUUAGUGCCACUCAAGGUGGAGUCUUUGCUCAUGAUGGGAGGGAGGGGAGCUGACCCAGUCCCUUCCCCCUUCUUUCUAAAAUUCCUAACUCAGCACAUUCUUGAAAGAAGUCAAGCGGAGCCCCACUUCCCUCCAGGCCUAUUUCUCCCAGACAGUCCAUUCAUUUACAUAGGCCAGUUCUUAGGCAUUCUCUACACAGGUAGGCAGAUGGCUUGGCACUGUCCCUUGGCAUUGAGGAUAAUUGAAUAACACUGGACUGCUGAACCCCCUUGGCAGCUGGCUUCUAGGGGUACUGCCAGGAAAACUCUUUGUAAACUAGAUAAAGCAUUUGAAAGUAUGGUCAGAGUCCCUCAAAGCAUACUUAUUAGUGGUUAUGGAGUAGUCUGGAUGCUUGGGGACCUAGGGGCUUGAUCAGGAAACAGCAGACUGUCUGGGCAGCUAGGUGCGGGGUUGACCAUGCCCGUGAAGGUGCCAGUGCUUUGGAAGCUGCCGACUGCCACGUGGCCCCUUGAGCUACUCCUGUCUCUGCCUGCCCCCUGCCCACUCCUUCCACCUGACUCAGAACUGCCUGUCAGGAAUGCAGUGCCCCUGGGGCACCUCUGGGAAGGGGUGGCUAAGACUUCCACAGGCUGUCAGGCACACAUGGGUCCGUGCCCUAGCGCAGGGUCUUCCACAACACUUUGUUACUGGGUGGGAGUUGCCAGUUACUGGGAGUGGGUAUGAUAUAGAGGCUGGCGCAGCAAGGUGGGGUUUGGAAGGGAUAAUGAAUGAAGGUGGAGAGCAGAUUCAGGCUUGGGGGAACCUCGAGGUGUUAGCCUAUAUUUUAGCUCUCGGGGGAAGGGGCAUAUAUUUUCCUGGCAUAGACCUGAGUGCACCCAGGGAUGGAGGACCAGAACCGUUCCCCAGACAGCAGUCUCAUGGCUCAUGCAGUCCCCUCCUACUUCCCAAGCCCCCCCACCUCCCCUGUUUUGGGGGAGAUCUGACACUAAGGGUGGGGCUUCCAGGAAUGACCUUUGCCCUGGCAUCACAAUGGCUGUGGGUGGGGGAGUGCAGGAGUAGCCCUGGUGAGGCUGCCCUUGUACUCUCAGCCUGCUCCCUGAGAAGUUGUAGAGCUAAUGAAGGAGUUUUUAAAUGUCCUGAGGAUCAGCUACCUUUGGACUAUGCUAAGAUCUACCCAGACCCAGAACUAGAAGUCCAGGUGUUGAGCCUGGUCAUCCGCUGUAUCCACAGUGAGGAGGGCUGUCGCUGGACUGGAGCCUUACGCCACCUGCAGGUCCAUCUGAGCUCCUGCGGUUAUAACGUGGUCUCUUGCCCCAACCGCUGUAGUGCCAAGCUGAGCCGUAGGGACCUGCCUACCCACCUUCAACACGAAUGCCCCAAGAGGAGGCUCAAGUGUGACUUCUGUGGCAUCGACUUCACAGGGGAAGCCUAUGAGGAGAGCGUGUACUGUGAGAACAAAUGCGGGGCCCGAAUGAUGCGGCGGCUGCUGGGGCAGCACAUGAUAACGGAGUGUCCCAAGCGGACCCAGCCUUGUGCCUACUGCAGCAAGGAGUUUGUCUUUGAUACCAUCCAGAACCACCAGCACCAGUGCCCCCGCUACCCUGUACCGUGCCCCAACCAGUGUGGAAUGGGGAGCAUUCCUCGAGAGGACUUGUCUAGCCACCUGAAAGAAAACUGCAGCUCGGCCCCUGUUCUGUGCCCGUUCAAAGAUGCUGGCUGCAAACACCGGUGCCCCAAGCUGGCGAUGGGCCGUCACAUGGAGGACAGCGUGAAGCCCCACCUGGCCAUGAUGUGUGCCCUGGUGAGUCGGCAGCGGCAGGAGCUGCAGGAGCUUCGGAGAGACGUGGAAGAGCUGUCGGUGGGCUGCGAUGGAGUCCUGAUCUGGAAGAUUGGCGGCUACGGGCGCCGCCUUCAGGAGGCCAAGGCUCGCUCCAACCACGAAUGCUUCAGCCCGGCCUUCUACACCCACAAGUACGGUUACAAGCUCCAGGUAUCGGCCUUCCUCAAUGGCAACGGCAGCGGGGAGGGGACCCAUCUGUCCCUGUACAUCCGAGUGCUGCCCGGCGCCUUUGACAACCUGUUGGAGUGGCCCUUCGCCCGACGGGUCACCUUCUCCCUGCUGGACCAGAGUGACCCGACAGUCACUAAACCCCAGCACGUCACGGAGACCUUCCAUCCGGACCCCCACUGGAAGAACUUCCAGAAGCCGGGCACCUGGAGGGGCUCCGUGGACGAGAGCGCCCUGGGUUUUGGCUACCCCAAGUUCAUCUCCCACCAGGACAUCCGCAAGCGCAACUACGUGCGUGAUGAUGCUGUGUUCAUCCGUGCUUCUGUUGAGCUGCCCAAGAAGAUCCUGAGCUGAGGACUGGCCUGGGCAAGGGCGUCCCUGCUGCGGAGGGCAGGGGCACGGGGAGGGGGGCAGGUCCCCCCUCUCUCAACCCUCCCCCUUCACCACACUAGGCCAGGUUGCCCUUCUCCGCUGCCCACUGGGCUCCCACUGUGUCCCUCUGCCACGUACCCCCCUUCCCUCAGGUGCCUCUCAUUGGUGCUUUUUCUCCCAGCUCCCCUCACCCCUCUGGGGGAUGGGGAGGGGGAAACAGGCACUGGGGUCUUUAAGGGCUUGAAAUAAAUGAUCCUAUGAGCCGUCUCCUUUCCUGGGGGGUCCUUGGCUGCCUUGGCCCCACUGCCCCUUGUACUGUACCGGGGUGCAAGGCGAGCUGCUUGGCCCCCAUACCAAGAGCCAUAGGGAGGCGAGGUGGGGCUGGAGUUAGCCCGGCUAGCGGUCACUUUGUUUUUAACUCCACCCCUCCCCCAUCCCCUGAAGCUGUGCCCUCUCCGGUUAUUUAUUGCUCGGGUGCCCAGUGGGGCACAGCGGGGGAGCCCUGGUUUGUAAUAAAUUCUGGAUUGUGUAUUUAUUAA